This is a messenger RNA of Lycium barbarum (goji berry), 1684 nucleotides long. RefSeq names its product pistil-specific extensin-like protein. The coding region runs from base 1 to 1317 and encodes 438 amino acids. The record is from RefSeq and is a predicted model, not a curated record. Lineage: Eukaryota; Viridiplantae; Streptophyta; Magnoliopsida; Solanales; Solanaceae. The transcript is spliced from 2 exons.
AUGGCUUUUACAGUAAAAGCCCUAGUGCUCAUGCAACUUUCAGUUUUAGUAAUUAGCUCUUUCUCAGAUCUCAGUUUUGGUGAAGGCAUUGAAAGUUUGCCACUAGACGAUCAUCAGGACAAUGAAAUCAUCUCAACGGAACGCUCUUUUGGCGGUGGGAAACUCUUUCCCACAAAACCUACCCCUAAGCCAACCCCUAAGCCUACCCCUAAGCCAUCACCAUCACCACCAGCUAAAUCGUCGCCACCGCCAGCUAAGUCACCACCACCUCCGUCGCCACCACCUAAUUCACCUCCACCACCACCACCACCAACUCAGUCACCACCACCUCCGUCACCUCCGCCGCCACCACCAACUCAGUCAUCACCACCUCCGUCACCACCACCUACGCCACCACCGGCUCAAUCACCAAAACAACCACCUUCACCGUUACCAACAAACCAACCACCACCACCAACUCAAUCACCACGACAACCACUUUCACCAUCACCAACUGCUCAGCCACCCGUAAAUCAACGCGCACCACCACCUUCUCAGCCACCAAAACUACCACUACUUCCAUCACCACCAGCUACUCGGCUACCAACAAGUCAACCACCACCACCACCACCAGCUACUCAGCUACCAAUAAGGCAACCACCACCUCCACCAUCAACUAAUGAACCACCAAUGUUUGAGCCACCCACUGAUCAUGAGCCGCCAAUCGUUGAGCAGCCACCACCAGUUGAAAUGCCUCCAUUUGUUGAGCCAUCACCACCCAUUGAUCAGCCACCAGUAACACCAUCUCCACCAACUCUACGUCCACCAUUUAUUCCACCACGUAUUAUAGUACCACCAUUUCCACCAACUCUACGUCCACCAAUUACACCACCGUCCAUUCAUCCCACCGGAAAGCCUCUAAUCGUCGUUGGCCGUGUGAAUUGCAAAUCUUGCAGCAGCCGAGGGCUUCCCACUCUCUUUAAAGCUUCCCCACUUGAGGGAGCUUCAGUGAAGCUAGUUUGUCACAUGAACGAAAGGAAGGCAAAUGUUCAAUGGGCAUUGACAGACAGGAAUGGUGAUUUCUCGAUCAUGCCCAUGUCUUUGACCAGAGCAGAUGUCCAAAAAUGCAAGGUAUACUUGGUAAAAUCACCAAAACCCAUUUGCAAUGUCCCAACAAACUACAACAAUGGAAAAUCUGGUGGUGUAUUGAAAUCUGUCCCACCACCUAAGCCACCGGGUAAUCCUGGCCCAGGCCCUGUUCAACCGCCUAUGUUUGAUUACUUUGGUGUUGGGCCUUUUAUUUUUGAAGCCCAAAGCAAAUUCCCAUGUAAGAAAUAAUAAUUGAGCUCUUCAAUAAAAACCAAGUGAGCAAAGAAAGGAAAAUAAAGUAUGAAUGGAUAAUUAAGUUUGUGAUGGAAAAUCUUUUUUCUUUUUCUCUCUAAUCCUUUCUGUAGUUUACAAGAAGAAAGGCAUAAUCUCUAUUUCCACUAGAGAAGAAUCAACUUUGGAUUUUCAGUAGCAAAAUCCAAAAUUGAGAUUCAGAGAGAUUGUAACCAUAACAUAUGCACUUCGAAUGCAAGAACUAUUACGAAGUUAUGAAAAUAAAAAUUUGUAAGAAUUAAUUUUUCUUUUUGGAUUUUCAGUAGCAAAAUCCAAAAUUGAGAUUCAGAGAGAUUGUAACCAUAACAUAUGCACUUCGAAUGCA